Molecule: messenger RNA, 1272 nt
Organism: Hippocampus comes (tiger tail seahorse)
Lineage: Eukaryota; Metazoa; Chordata; Actinopteri; Syngnathiformes; Syngnathidae
Product: mpv17-like protein
Exons: 4
Coding region: 450-1076 (208 amino acids)
Biological process (GO): mitochondrial ribosome assembly
Cellular component (GO): membrane; cytoplasm; mitochondrion
Source: RefSeq, a predicted model, not a curated record
ACUACGUUAGUGUUUGUGCGUGGGUGUAGGGGCGCGAGAGUUAUCUACAACACUAAAAACAGUAUGCCAUCCUUUGUAUGUUUAUGCUUUGUAUAUCGUGCUGCAGUGACGUCGACCUCGACGGGUUGAUUAACUCGCGUGAGCGUGUCCGGUGCAGAAAGGGCGCAGCUGCUCCACUCAAAUAACACGCGCCCACGCAGGAUCGGAUUAACGCAGGAUUGGCCACCUGACCGAGGAAGUUCGUCGUGCGCAGACUCCGAGGCAAUCUGCCACUUUGGGAGCCUCCUCAGAGCAGUUGUUACGAUCAGCUGACGGAUGACGUCACUCAACAAGCAACGUGAUUUGCACGAAACCUCUCCUCCAUGUGACGUAAUCGCCCUUGGAUGUGCAGUUUGCGCGCGCCCUGAGCGCAGCGAGGUGCAGCUUCGAAGGGACCUUCCAGCCUGAGCAUGCGGACGUUGAUGCUGCGGGAGACCGCCAAGCGCUUCCCUUGGCUGGCCAACGUGACGCUGUACGGCGCCCUGUUCGCCGGAGGUGAUUUGCUGCACCAGCUGCUGGCGCACAGGCAGCGUCUGGACUAUACGCACACCCGCAAUGUGGCCGUGGUGGCGGUCACCUUCCACGGGAACUUCAACUACUUCUGGAUGAGAGCGUUAGAGCGACGUUUCCCGGGGAAGUCGGCCGGGAUGCUCUUCCGAAAGCUGCUGCUGGACCAGAGCUUCGCCUCCCCGUUGGCCACCAGUGUCUUCUACACGGGAGUGAGCUUCCUUGAGGGCAAGGAAGACAUCUUUGAAGACUGGCGGGAAAAGUUCUUCAACACGUGGAAGACUGGACUCAUGUACUGGCCUUUCAUGCAGUUGCUGAACUUCGCGCUGCUGCCUCUGCACAUGCGCACGGCCUUCAUGGGCUGCUGCGCCUUCCUGUGGGCCACCUUCCUCUGCUUCUCCCGCCAGGACGGCGACGGCACGGUCGGCGUGGCGUUGGCCUUCGUCAUGGACCCCCGCAAGACUCUGGAGGAAAUGCGGCAGGCCCGCCUGGCCAGGAAGCGGGGCCGAGAGACCCACAAGGAUAACUAGUCAGGUGCUACUGUUGAAUAUCAACCAGGAGCACCUGCUGGGUCCAAGACCAUGACCAUGUACAGUGGGUCCAUACAUGCGUGGGUGUUUUUGAAAUGUAUGCCAAGGCAACAGGUAGCGCUGUCGCCCUGGAACCGUAAAGCUGAGCCAGUCAGAAGGAAAGGCAGAAAAGACCUGUUGCUAAGAUGCUAAGCAA